CGGUGCAGGAUCAUUGUCUGAAAAAUCCCAUCGAUUGGACGUGCAACAACCGGUUCGCUUGGGAAAAACGAGAAUUGGAUUGCGAAAAAUUGGCAUCGGGGGGUUCACGUUUCCGCGCGUUUGUCCAUUAUGGCUUGUUCAUCCCCUGCGCGAACCGGUGACGUCAUCUGAAAAUUCGCAUACACACGUGGGUUAAACUAAGUAACCAUUUACCACAAGUUAUUGCCUUAUCAUUUUCACUAUCUAUUAAAUUGCGAUGUUCUGUGAUUGCGCAGCCGCCACCCCCGACAUCGAUCCACCAACUUCCACAGCUGAUCCCGGUAGCUUUCCACCAUGUUAGCAAUCACAAAAUUUUAUACACAUGUCUGCACGUUCCCGUCUACUACAAUGGUUUCAAAAGUGUCCACGCUCUUGCUGCUGAUUUUAGUAAGCUGCUUAGUUAGUUGUAGUGAACAGUUUUUGCGAUUUAAACGCGCCGAUAUUGACCUACAAACGUGCAUAGCCAAUUUUGACAUACAUAGAGACAAAAUUAUCAGGACUCAGGACUCCCAAAAAAUGGGAGCGAAGUACUUGACGGAGUUCGACCUAGGGACUAGGGAAGAAUGUCUGAGGCUGUGCUGUGAAACCGACAAUUGUGAUGUUUUCGUGUUCGAGGAAAAGAAUUCGGGAGGUUGUUAUUUGUUCCAUUGUGGGCCACCGGAGAACUUUAAGUGUAAAUUUACGCAUCACGCCAAUUAUUCGAGUGCGGUGUUAGCGAUUAAUCGACAUCUGCCGGAUUUAGAAAGUCAGAUUAAACUUACUAAACACGAACAAGAUUUAAGCAAGUUGAGGAAGCCCGAGAGCGAGCCCGAGGUGGUCCCCCAAGCCGCCGAGACCGUAGCCAUGACGUCCACCACCCCUCCAACCACCACCAAGUCGCAAGAAGUCAUCUCCACCGAAGUGAAAACCAAACCCGAAGAGGCGGUGCGAAAAUGCAGCCGUUACCAGUUCGAGUGUCGAUCUACCAGCGAGUGCAUAGCAAUAUACAACGCCUGCGAUGGUGUGCCUCAGUGUGCCGAUGGUAGCGACGAAGCCCCAGAACUAAGCUGUCCCGACGCCUUAGCAACGUCCCAGACGGUCCCAGUACCCAUCAGCAAUCCCAUCCAGCCGGCCAGAUACGACACAAAUAUUCCGCAACAACCGCUCCAUCCUUUGGCGCCGGCCUUGCCGCAAUCAGAGCUGUAUCGGCCUCAGAUGGCGCAGGACACUCUGGGGCCGCCGCAGAUGCCGCAGCUUCCUCACCAAGACGCCGAUUUUAUAAGGCCGUUGCCGAACUCGCGCAGCAACUCGAGGGCGCCUUUCGACAACCAGCAAAUGAUUCAGUACGCCCCUGUGCCCGUGCAAAUGCCGGGGGGCAGCUGGGGAGCGCACCAGUCCCAAAUGGGGCCCCCGAUCCCACAGUACGCAGACAAAAAUAGUCAUAUUUUCAACCACAAGGAGCACGGCCUGCAAGUGCCUGAUGGGCAAGAGAUCAGGUAUAAUAAAUAUAAGGGAGCGAUGCAGUAUUUGCAUCGCGCUCUGGGAUACUCGAGCGCAGGUCAGAUGCAAUACGGCGAUCAGUACAAUCCCAAAGUGAACUAUUACGAGAAUUAUAGGCAGCCGCUGCAACAAGAAAACUGGCCUGACGAUUUCCCGUUCAACGGGUACCCGCCGGAGAGCGGCAACAGUAAAGACUGGCACCCAGAAAGCGCGCCUAUCGAGGGAGCCAAAGCGACAACCACGGAUCAUAUCCAGAAAACCAGUAAAGAAAACCCGAUCCACGUCCAGGAAAAAAUGGCCCACGAGUUGAAGCACUCCACCCAGACCACGACCCAGAAAGAGCCCGAGCACGAGCCGAAAAUAAAAAUCGAGAAACAUAAAAGCGAGCAUUACCCGGACGUGGUGGCUUACAAGAUGGACGGUCCUCCGGACGUGGAGGACGGUGUUUCGGAAACGGCUAGUGGAGCCGUGUUGUCACUUACCUUAGGACUCAUUAUUACUUGUAUAAUGGCGCUUUUGAUUGGUUGUCGUCUGAGGGUGCGGCGACGAAUGAGAAAAGGGGGUAAAAGCUACGCCCACGAUGCAGACUAUUUAGUCAACGGGAUGUACUUGUAGGGGUAUUGAGCAUAUUGUUCAAAAGAUAGUGUAUAUAAUAGGAUGAUCAUAGUUUGUUUUUUCGGAUUUUAUGCAUUUAUAUUUUAUCGUGACUGUUGGAUGUUUUUACAGUAAGAAAUCAUUCAGUAUAUUUUUAGUAUUUACACAUCUUUUGUAAUGGUUUUGUAUAUUGAUAGGU
This is a messenger RNA of Zophobas morio, 2311 nucleotides long. RefSeq lists its product as uncharacterized. Bases 334 to 2133 code for a protein of 599 amino acids. Gene Ontology annotation, molecular function: protein binding. NCBI's taxonomy places the organism in Eukaryota, Metazoa, Arthropoda, Insecta, Coleoptera, Tenebrionidae. The record is from RefSeq and is a predicted model, not a curated record. The transcript has 8 exons.